UCCGUAGUUGUAGUUGCUGCAGUUAAACGUCCGGACACGGUUUGAAGAUGACAGAAGAAAGCGACCACAAUAACUCCACAUUUACGGUUGAUUAUGUUAAAAAUCUCGUCAAAAAGAAAGAUGAAAUUGAAGAACAGAUUAAAGCAUACUACGACGUUCUGGAAGAUCAAAAAGGCGUUGGGAUGGACGGUCCGCUCGUUGACGUAGAAGGGUACCCGCGAGCAGACGUGGAUGUGUUCCAGGUCCGCACGGCGAGACACAACAUCUCCUGCCUGCAGAACGACCACAAGGCCAUCAUGCUGGAGAUCGAGGAGGCGCUGCACCAGCUCCACGCCCGAGAGAAGGCCAAGAGGGCGUGGGACGAGGCCGAGGCGCGGGAGGAGGCCAUGGAGCAGGCCCGCAGCCCUCCUCAGCCCUUCGCCAGAGUGGACGCCAUCACCCCCGGCUCUCCAGCCAGCCUGGCCGGCUUGCAUGUUGGGGACGAGAUCGUUGAGUUUGGCAGUGUGAAUUCAGUGAACUUUCAGAACCUGCAGAACAUCGCCAUGGUUGUCCAGCACAGCGAAGGGAAACCCCUGAGCAUAACUGUGAUUCGCAGUGGGCAGACAGUGCACCUGGGCCUGACGCCACAGCGCUGGAGUGGAAGAGGCCUGCUGGGGUGUAACAUCGUGCCACUGCGAAAAUAACAACAUUGAAGCACCAGAACAGCUGCACCACUCGAGGAGCUUCAAGAAGCUGACUUGUCUAUAAGGGCUGCAAAUGGAGUUGCUAUAUUUUGUUGGUGUUUUCUGGUUUUUUUUUUCCCUGUGUAAGAAUUGGGAGCUGAAGGAGUUAUUGAAUUUCAUUACACUGGGUUAUUUAUUACUGUCACUCUGUUGAAACACAUUUUAUGCCUUUACAUUGCUCAAGCAUAUAGGCUUCCACGUGAUAAAGAAAAAAUUACAUUUGACGAACGGAAAGAAAUGCUCAGGAUCUGUCCCCAGUUGUGGAACUGUGUGGAACUGAAUUACAUGGGACACUUAAAUUAUGGCAGAUGGUAACAGGAUUGGGGAAUUGUCACGAGGAAAGCAGGAAUUUUUUUUGAUGUCAUAUGUUGAUGCUUCUUGGUUGGCAGAAAUGAUUUUCUUACUCAUAUAUCUCCAUUUUAACAACACUGAAGGAAAUCAUUUUCUAAUGACAUGACCACAAUAAACAGAUUUGUCCAAACUUG
Molecule: messenger RNA, 1207 nt
Organism: Lepisosteus oculatus (spotted gar)
Lineage: Eukaryota; Metazoa; Chordata; Actinopteri; Semionotiformes; Lepisosteidae
Gene: psmd9
Product: proteasome 26S subunit, non-ATPase 9
Biological process (GO): proteasome regulatory particle assembly
Cellular component (GO): nucleus; cytoplasm
Molecular function (GO): protein binding
Source: RefSeq, a predicted model, not a curated record